Messenger RNA from Penicillium expansum, 1083 nucleotides. RefSeq lists its product as uncharacterized. The transcript is spliced from 7 exons. Bases 1 to 1083 code for a protein of 360 amino acids. The record is from RefSeq and is a predicted model, not a curated record. NCBI's taxonomy places the organism in Eukaryota, Fungi, Ascomycota, Eurotiomycetes, Eurotiales, Aspergillaceae.
AUGGCAACCAUGGACACCGAGUACAUGAACCAGACAAAGGGUCCACGCAUUUUAGGGGUUUUUUGGGCCUUCUUUAGUAACAUUGGACUCGAUGACUAUAUUAUCGUGGCAGCAAUGGUUAUGGUCACCAGUUAUACAAUUCUCACCACGGUGAAUGUCAUCCUAGGCUACGGGAGUCAUACUUCUGUGUUGAUGGAAAAAGGUGGCAUAGAGUUGGUCGAACGCAUUCUAGUGAUUAACUAUGCAGAUUUUGCAUUGGGAAUCAUGUCUUUCACCACUCCAAAACUCGCAAUCGCUGCUCUCCUGAAUCGCAUCAUGAACCCCAGCUGGUUCCACCGAAUAUGGUUAUGGAUUUUGACAGGCUCGGUAUUCGUGGCGUCAACCAUCUGCAUCAUCGUUCUAUUCACCAUGUGUGAUCCUCCCCAUGCUUUAUGGAAGAUUCAUCUUAUGAGUGAGGGGGCAACAUGCCGUUCCACCAAGAUCCUGGUGGGCUAUGCAAUCUUCACUGGAGUUCUGUCCGCAGUAGUCGAUCUAUAUCUUGCAAUUUAUCCGACUGUGGUAUUGCUGCGGCUUCAAAUGUCGCUUCAGAAAAAAUUGGCCCUGUGCGGAGCUUUGGGGUUGGGUGCCGUAGCCUGUGCAAUGGCUAUUGUGAAGUGCCUCCAGCUGCCAGGUUUAUAUAAUACGGCAGACUCGACAUACGCCACAGCAGAUCUUGUUAUCUGGACGAGUAUCGAGUCGAAUAUCAUCAUAAUGGCCUCCUGUAUCCCAACCUUGGGUCCGAUAUACGAAAUGAUCCGGGGCAAACGUUCCUGGAGUUCUCAUGGACGAUAUGAGAGCGGCAAGUUACGCUCUUACACGGACAGGCCCACGAAGAAAUCAGCAAGCAACGCUCACGAGGACGACGAUAUUCUCAUGACAACGAAUAUUGGGACUACAAAGAGCGGUAGCCAGGAAAGCAUAUUGAACUCGGAUCAACUCCGGGGAGAAGUUCAUUUGGCGGGCAAGAUUCAUCGCACAGACCAGGUAAAGAUUGAGUAUGGGGAAAGACCUCAAGGUGAUCACGUACCACGACCUUCAUGGUAG